Messenger RNA from Salpingoeca rosetta, 195 nucleotides. RefSeq lists its product as uncharacterized. Gene Ontology annotation, molecular function: riboflavin kinase activity. Gene Ontology annotation, cellular component: mitochondrion. Lineage: Eukaryota; Choanoflagellata; Craspedida; Salpingoecidae. The transcript has 3 exons. The record is from RefSeq and is a predicted model, not a curated record. Gene Ontology annotation, biological process: riboflavin biosynthetic process; FMN biosynthetic process. Bases 1 to 195 code for a protein of 64 amino acids.
AUGGGUGACGAUAGCCAACAAGCAGGAGCACAAGUGAUGGCCUCCCUGGAAGGGAAGGUGGUGAAAGGGUUUGGACGUGGGAGCAAGGAGCUCGGUAUUCCAACAGCCAACUUUCCCGAGGAUGUUGUGGAGGGCCUCCCGGAGAGCAUGACACAGGGCAUCUACUACGGCUGGGCGCAGUAUCAGCCACGCUGA